UCUUUUGCCUUUCGUCGUUACGUACAGGCGUACGAUAUAUAUUUGUUCGUUUGUUAAUUCAUUCAUUUCAACAUACAUUUUGGGAAGAUUAAAAAUAUAUUACAUCUUCAUUUAUUCAACAAAGAUAUAGGCUCAGUCAAAAAUAAUGUCAGGCGAUCGAGCCCAAGCAGGGUCUUCAGGAGCAAGUACGAGCGCAGGACGUGGACGUAGUUCUGGUUCAUCGUCUAACCAAGACCGUGAAAAGGAACAAAAAGAACCAAAAUUAAAUCCUAAAAUGUCAAAAGCUUUGAGUACUAGUGCUAAAAGGAUUCAGAAGGAACUAGCAGAGAUUACUCUGGAUCCACCUCCAAACUGCAGUGCUGGUCCAAAAGGAGACAAUUUGUAUGAGUGGGUGUCUACUAUACUGGGUCCUCCUGGUUCUGUCUAUGAAGGAGGUGUAUUCUUCCUGGACAUCCAUUUCUCACCUGAGUACCCAUUCAAACCUCCAAAAGUGACUUUUAGGACCAGAAUCUACCAUUGUAACAUCAACAGUCAAGGAGUUAUUUGUUUAGAUAUCUUAAAGGAUAACUGGAGCCCUGCCCUCACCAUAUCUAAAGUUCUUCUUUCCAUAUGUUCACUGCUCACAGAUUGUAAUCCAGGUAAGGAUUAG
Molecule: messenger RNA, 649 nt
Organism: Limulus polyphemus (Atlantic horseshoe crab)
Lineage: Eukaryota; Metazoa; Arthropoda; Merostomata; Xiphosura; Limulidae
Product: ubiquitin-conjugating enzyme E2-24 kDa-like
Exons: 5
Coding region: 146-649 (167 amino acids)
Biological process (GO): protein polyubiquitination
Cellular component (GO): nucleus
Molecular function (GO): ubiquitin conjugating enzyme activity
Source: RefSeq, a predicted model, not a curated record